Molecule: messenger RNA, 1179 nt
Organism: Manduca sexta (tobacco hornworm)
Lineage: Eukaryota; Metazoa; Arthropoda; Insecta; Lepidoptera; Sphingidae
Product: lipase 1-like
Exons: 1
Coding region: 1-1179 (392 amino acids)
Molecular function (GO): hydrolase activity, acting on ester bonds
Source: RefSeq, a predicted model, not a curated record
AUGAAGUUACUACUUUUAUUAAGUGCAAUAAUUGUGAAAAAUGUACUGUUAGAAAAUUGCCUCCAAUCUCGGAUACCAGAAGAUGGGAGACUCGACUUCACAGGCCUGGUCAGGAAAUACGGGUAUGUCGCUGAAGAAUACGACCUCAUCACACCUGACGGGUACGUCAUACAGCUGCACCGGAUAGUUGGAGACCACACAAGACCUGUUCUACUGAUCCACGGCGCCAUUAUAGCAUCAGACAGUUUCAUCAUCCGUGGGGAAACCUCCUUAGGCAUCAUCCUCGCCAGACAAGGUUAUGACGUCUGGGCCGUUAAUACCAGAGGAAACAGGUACUCCAGGCGUCACCUGACUUUAAACCCUGACGUAAACAAGGAGUUUUGGAACUUCGACCUCCACGAAAUUGCAUACUACGACGUGCCUCUUACCAUAGACUUCAUACUGUCAGAGACUGGAGUGAACAAACUGAAGGUAAUUGGUUACUCUCAGGGCACCACUGUAACGUUUAUCAUGGGUGCAACCAGACCAGAGUACAAUGAAAAAAUCAGCAUAUUCAUCGCCCUAGCACCAGUGCAUAUAAUGGAGAACAGUAGACCUCCCACGUCCACUGUGAUAGAAUAUAGUCCUCAGAUCAACCAAUUCUUGAUAGAAACUGAUAAUGAAGAAUUCAUGGGUUUCCACUCACCGUUCAAAAAAAUCUGGGAUUUCAUUUGCACGAAGAAUGUCACAGGAACCGAAAUAUGCUUAUACGGAGCCCUGUACCAACUUUGCGGGGUGGAUAUAGAUGAAAUAGAGGAUGAGUUCUUUCCUGUAAUAGUCGGACAUUUCCCAGCGGGUAGCUCUACUAAAGGAAUAAACCAUUUCGGACAAAUAGGCAGGAAGAAGGUGUUUGGACGGUACGACUAUGGACCGGAGAACAAUAAGAUUGUAUACGGGUCGAGUUUGCCGCCUAGGUAUGAUGUCUCGAAAGUGAUAAUGAAGGUGGCUCUGUUUUUGGGAUUGAACGACAAGAUAGCGACGGUGGAGGAUGCGGCCCUACUGAGGAGGGAGCUGCCUAAUGUAGUGCUGUACCACGAGGUGGAGCGACCUCUGUUCAACCACCUGGAUUUUAUAUGGGGGAAGAGUACUUACAAAACUCUAUAUCCACUUGUAUUGGACACGUUGGAAAAAUAUGGAUAG